Alternaria arborescens is the source of this 1281-nucleotide messenger RNA. RefSeq lists its product as hypothetical. NCBI's taxonomy places the organism in Eukaryota, Fungi, Ascomycota, Dothideomycetes, Pleosporales, Pleosporaceae. The transcript has 2 exons. Gene Ontology annotation, biological process: regulation of transcription by RNA polymerase II. Gene Ontology annotation, cellular component: nucleus. Gene Ontology annotation, molecular function: DNA-binding transcription factor activity, RNA polymerase II-specific; RNA polymerase II cis-regulatory region sequence-specific DNA binding. The coding region runs from base 1 to 1281 and encodes 426 amino acids. The record is from RefSeq and is a predicted model, not a curated record.
AUGGAGUCCCCUUCAGAGCUCUCCGAGUACGGCAGCGAUGAUUUUCCCGAAGACAUCAAAGGCCGCCAGUACGAAGCCACUCCUGACCACGACCCGCGCCCAAGCAAGCGACCACGUCUGAACAUUCGCGCGCCAUCUUCACCACCUCACAUCAACACGAUGCCGCCCGAAGAAGAAGGCGACUUGUCUGAAGACACGGAUGGCUCUGUCCCCGCGUCGCCACACCACCACCCGGGCAUGUCGCAAGACGACGACUACGGCCAGGAACAGGUCACCGUCUGCAAGUGGGACGGCUGCACAGCGGGUGAUCUCCAGAACAUGGACAACCUGGUCGAGCAUCUCCACGACGAUCACAUUGGCACAAGGCAGAAGAAGUACAGUUGCGAGUGGAGCGACUGCACAAGGAAAGGCAUACCACACGCCAGUGGCUAUGCGCUAAGGGCACACAUGCGCUCUCACACGAGGGAGAAGCCCUUCUACUGCACGCUUCCCGAAUGCGACCGUUCCUUCACCCGCUCCGACGCGCUGGCCAAGCACAUGCGAACUGUCCACGAGACCGAAGCCCUCCGUCCUUCUGAUCCUGUUCCCAAACACCACUCAUCCAACCCCACAAACAACAAGCAGCGCCUCAAGCUCGUCCUGAACAACGAGGCCAAGAAGCUGCCACACGACAAGGCCUCAACGCCCGGCUCCCCAUCCUCACACUCCCACCCCUCGAACAGCGCAACAAUCCCGCCCAACGCACCUGCAACAGAUGCCGACUACGCACACAACAACGUCGUCUACCUGCAAGACCUCGCAAACCCAAGCGCGCCGACACUUGUGCAGUUCCCGCCGGACAUUGAGUUUACGCCCGAAGAACUCUCGAAACCCGCCCCAGACCUAUUCCAGCUACUACGUCGGCAACUGCUUUGGGCAACACAACAAGGCGAACAACUGCGCGCCGAAGCUGAGGAGCUAGAGAAGGUGCGUCAGGAGGAAUGGCAGGCCAAGGAGCUCCUAUUUGAGAACUUCAUGGAAGCACAAGCCGCAACCGAGCGGCGGCGACGAGUCGAGGAAGGCAUGCCAGAUGACAUGGAGGGCUGGCAGUCUGUGGAGAACGACAUCAUUCCCGCCAAGUCCCUCCCAAUGGCACCAAAGGACGGAAAGCUACCGUGGUGGCGAGACGAGACUGUACAGGCCCAGCGACCACAGAUCAAGGAUGAGCUUCAGCCACCCAGGCCGCCUCCAGCGGAGCCUCGGCACCACGAUGAGCUCCACCCACAAGUCCCUGUUGCUUAG